UUUUCGCCGAAGCGCGAAAAAAAUCAAACAAACAUAAACCCCCAACUGCGAGCUCUCUCUGGGGUUUCGGAGCUUCAAUGGCCACCGACGUCGACGCCUCUCUCUGGUGGGACCCCUUCUCUCUCUUACUCACCGACCUCGAGAACGCUCCUCUCUCCGACGACCUCCCUCCCAAUCUGGUCAAGAAAUUGAAGGCCAAUCACGCCUGGUUCGUCGACACAGUCUUCCUCUUCAAGCCGCCCAGUGAGAAAUCAAAGGCGGCUUUGGAUUCACAGCUUGUCAAAAUCGGGUCGCACCAGCUGGAUAUCAAGCCUGAAUUGAAAGACAAGGCUCUGACUAUCAGCUCCUAUUUGUGUCUGGAUGAGGUGCAAUCGUACAUUCUUGUCGAAAGGUCUCUCAAGGACAACAAUGUAGCUCUUGACUCUGUGGUGCACGAGUAUGUUCAUGCGGUGUUAAUUCACUAUUAUAUUGAGCGACAGUGCUUGCUGAAGUGUACCAGGAGUAUUCUCAUGCUUGCUUUGUCUCUAGAAACUUUCUCUGGAGAAGGAACUGCUAUUAAGGAGGAAGCACUAAAGUUGAUUUCUGAUGGAUUGGAGAAGAAAUUAAUAUCUGUGCUGCAAGACCUUUUAUCUUCCAAUCCCUCUGAACAAAUGGAUGUUGACCUUUUCAGCUUGUGGGCUGAGGAGACACUAAUCGAAGACAAUUUGGUUUUGGAUAUUCUUUUCCUUGCUUAUUAUGAGUCACUUUGUACUUGUAAUGGUGAAACGUGGAAAGCAUUGUGCUUGCUCUAUAAGGGAAUUUUAUCUGGGUCUUCUAACUUUGAAAAGCUGGCAAUAUCAACUGAAGCACUACGUUCUUCUUACCAAGCCAAAGUUCAGCUUCUUCUAAUUCUUAUAGAAACCCUAGACCUGGAAAGUUGUCUCCAAAUGGUCCAUGAUGAAAUACCUUUCAGGCACGGUGCAUCUGCUAUUACUUUGGCUGAUAUCCAAGAGAUUGAAGCAAUAAUUUCAACUUUAAAUGCGUUUGAAACAAAAGAGGCAGGCCCAUUAAUUCUGGCAUGGGCAGUCUUUCUUUGUCUGAUUUCAUCACUUCCAGGCAAAGAAGAAAACAACAUACUAAUGGAAAUUGAUCAUGUUGGUUAUGUUCGCCAAGCAUUCGAGGCGUCAUCUUUGACUUAUUUUGUAGAAAUCCUUGAAAGUGAUGUAUUGAAGGAAUCUGAUGGGCCUGUUGCUGGUUAUCGAAGUGUGUUGAGAACUAUUAUUUCUGCAUUUAUCGCAUCUUAUGAGAUCAAUCUUCAGAUGGAAGAAGGCACUCUUAUGUUAAUACUGGAUAUUCUUUGCAAAAUUUAUCAGGGAGAGGAGUCACUUUGUAUCCAGUUCUGGGACCGAGGAAGUUUUAUUGAUGGUCCUAUCCGGUGUCUUCUUUACAACUUAGAGAGUGAAUUUCCUUUCAGGACUGUGGAGCUUGUUCGCCUUUUAUCAUCCCUUUGUGAGGGAACGUGGCCUGCUGAAUGUGUGUACAACUUUCUAGAUAAGUCUGUUGGUGUAUCAUCCUUGUUUAAGAUUGCGAACAAUUCCUUUAGGGAUGGCAUCUCUCAAACUGUUGAGACGGACCUCCCGUUGCAUGUCCCUGGACUUGAAGGUUUGGUCAUCCCCAGUAAAACUUGUGGGCAUAUAUUGAGAUUAGUUGGUGAAAAUACUGCUCUUGUUCGAUGGGAGUAUACACAAUCCGGAGUGCUAGUGUUGCUUAUGCGCUUGGCCCAAGAGCUGUAUUUCAAACGAAAUGAAGAAGUUCUUCUUAUCCUCAACCUGCUUAGCCGGAUGGUUACCUUUAGCAUGGCUGUAUGCUUUGCUUUGAUGGAUAUUGGGAGCUCUUUGCAUUUCCAAUCAACUGGCAUGAGUGGGCAGAAUAGCAUGUGGGUGGUUGAGAUGAUUAGCACUUUAGUCAGAAGGUUAUCUCCUACUCCUAGCGGUGCUGCUCUAAUGUCCGUGGCUAUCAACAUUUUGGCAAAGAUGUUAAAAUGUUCCCCUUCUCAUGUUGCUGAGGUAGCCUUAAAAGCAAAUAUGUUUGAUUUCGAGAUUGGCGACAAUGGUUCAUCAAGUGAAUCAUGGUUACUUUCUGGAAAACUGGCGAAGAUGCUUGUAAUUGAUUGUGAGCAUAAUGAUAGUGACUGCGCAUUGACUAUAUCAGUGCUGGACUUUACUCUGCAGUUCAUGGAAUCAGGUGUGAAGAAUGAUGCUGUACUGGCUUUAAUCGUUUUCUCUCUUCAGUAUGUUCUCGUUAACCAUGAGUACUGGAAAUACAAGUUAAAGCAUACUCGAUGGAGAGUAACAUUAAAGGUGCUUGAAGUGUUGAAAAGGUGUAUUACAUCAACUUCAUGCUCUGACAAGCUGGAUGAAGUCAUCCUAGAUAGGAUAUUCUGUGAUUCUUCCAUCCAUAAUACUCUCUUUCAAAUUGUUUGUACAACACCACAAAUGUUAGAGAGACUAUGUUUCAGCCGUCUUAUUGAGCUAACAGAGAUUGAAGGUUUACAGCUGGCUAUAUGUUCUGUUCUAGAUGUUCUUUUCAUCAUGCUCUCCAAAUUUUCUAAGGGUACAUUUUCCAGCCUUCCAAUUUUUCACCAAGCAGUUUUCUCCUCAGCAACAAAACCAAUUCCUGUAGUUGCAGCGCUUGUAUCGUUCAUAUCUUAUUCUCGCAAUCCACGAAUACAAGUUGGUGCUGCUAGGGUUUUGUCAGUGUUCUUGAUGAUGGCAGAUAUUAUCCAACCAUAUUUGUUUGGAAGCAGCUUUGGCUUAGAUGACAUACAGAUUGAAGAUCUGAGGCAUGGUAUUAGUUACAUAUUACUUGAGCAGUCAGUAUCGAAUGAAGAUCUCUUUGUUGCUGUAGUCAAUCUGCUCACUUCUGCUGCACGUUAUCAGCCUGCUUUUCUUGUUGCUGUGUUAUCUACCAAAGUCAAUGAAGGUGUCCAACUGAGUAAUGCUGGUGAUAUGAAGCUGCCAACAAAUGAAGUUCUGUUGAGGUCAUCUGAGUCUGAAAAGGCAAGUGUUGUGGAUGCAGUUCUGCAUUAUGUUAGAAGAUCUAAUGAUCUUAUCAACAGCAAUCCCCGUAUACUGCUGAAUGUUCUGAACUUUCUAAGAGCUCUGUGGCAAGACGCUGCUCGGUACUCUGGUAUUUUGGAAUGCGUGAAAGGCUCUGAAAAUUUCUGGAAAAACUUGUCGAGUUCUAUUUCCAAAAUUUCUAGCGUGGAAGCUCCUCCACCUGAGAAUUUAACUGAGACAGAAGCUCAAGAUUUUGGAUACAGAUAUCAGUGUCAAUCCUCGAUAUUGGAAAUAAUGGCGAAUGAUGUGUUCCUGCAGAAGAAACUGUUACAUGCCGAGUCACUUGUUACUGAAUCACAGGACAAGAUACAGUAUACAGUGAGAACUGAAAAAUCAAAAGGAGAAAUUCUAGAGGAUAUUUUAUCAGCCUGGUGUGGAAGCUCAGUUUGGGGCAAUCUGACCAAGUCACUAAGUCAUAGUGAAUAUGACACCAAUCUAUAUUUGCGGGCAAAGGUUGCUGCCAGUUCAGUCACCGCCCUUGUCAUGGUGAAAUUAGCACAUGGUGAUGCUGGAAGUUUGUCUGUGUCAUUACUUGAGAAGUCCCGCAUUCUUUUAAAUAAGCUCCGAAGUCAUCCUGCGUUUUCUGAAUUGUUAGCUCAAUACUCACUGCAUAGUUACAGUUCUAUGUUAUCUUUCUCCAGUGCAGAGAAGGAGCAAAAUUAUUUGAUACUCAGCGAUCUUUAUUAUCAUCUGCAAGGGGAGGUAGAAGGCCGUGAAAUUGGUGCUGGAUCGUUUAAAGAACUCUCUCAGUUCUUAAUUGAAUCAAACAUUUUUCAGACUUACCAACUUAAGUAUGAUGGCGAUCUUUUUAUAACUGGCAAAGAUGCGUACCGGUUUGAUCUCAAACGCGUAAGAGCUGAGUUGGGAUCAGAUCUUUGGGAUUAUUCAACAUGGAAGGAGUCAAAGGCGAUUGCAGAAACAAUGUUGAAUCACAUGAAGGAUGUGAACUCAAUGGUGUUCCUUACAAGCUCAAAACUUUCUGCACUUAGAGCAUUAAGAAGUGUCUUAACUGUUUACCUGGAUGAUUCACUGGAGUCGAAGAGUACAGCGAGAGAGAUCUCCGAUCAACUGGUUUUCCCAUGUGAUCACAUAUGCCAGAAUUUCCUUGAUACAGUAAAAUCAUUGGCUCCAGAACUUGGUGCUUCUGAAGAAAUCUUUCACUUCCUUGCAGCUCAAGCAGAAUUGCUUCUUUAUCUUAUGAUUUCUACACAUAAGAGCCUGCCUCCAUCUGAUUGCGUUCUUGUGCUAAAAACAUCAGCUGCUGGCCUUAAAGUGUUGAGUGAUUUCCAACCAUUAGUUACUGGGUCAUCAGUUUCUGUGGUUAGCUCUACAGUCAAGCUCUUACUCAUGCUGCUUCUCUCAGCAGUGAAGUUUAGUUGUCAUUAUUCAAAUUUAGUUGGGGAAAGAGAUACAGUAUCUGUUGAAAACAUGGCUAAAAUAUCUAAUCUGAGUCUACGUCUGCUACCAAUUCUCUGUAACCGCAUUGCUAGUGCUGAGGAUUGCAGACUCUCCCUUACUACUAUGGACUUGAUAUUGAGAAAUUUCUUGACUCCCAACACUUGGUUUCCCAUCAUACAGAAUCACCUCCAGCUUCAGCAUGUUAUUCUGAAGCUUCAAGAUAAAAAGUCUCUUGAAUCUGUGCCUAUUAUAAUGAAGUUCUUUUUGACUCUUGCUCGUGUGAGGCAGGGUGCAGAGAUGCUUAUUAAUCAUGGUUUUCUCUCAUCUCUGAGAUUCUUGUUCACUGAAUACUUGGAUGAUAUGUCUUCUUCAGUAACCAUGAGUAAUAGGCUUUCCAACUCAUCUGACAUAAUGGAAAAGCCUAAACAAAUUUGGGGACUGGGUUCGGCUGUCAUCACAGCUAUGGUUCAGUCUCUAGGAGACAGUUCUGCUUGUUCUGAUGUUGUGGAGAAUGUAAUACCUUACUUCUUUUCCGAGAAAGCAUAUAUGAUUUCUUACUAUCUCAGUGCACCGGACUUCCCAUCUGAUGAUCAUGACAAGAAAAGACCUCGUGCUCAGCAGAGACAAACCUCUCUUACUGAUCUUAAAGAAACUGAGCACACUCUCAUGCUAAUGUGUGUGCUGGCAAAACAUUGGAAUUCAUGGGUUAAGGCCAUGAAAGAAUUGGAUUCCCAGCUGAGAGAGAAAAGUAUCCAUCUUUUAGCAUUUAUCAGCAGGGGAACUCAACGCCUUGGAGAAACUUCGAGUUUUAGUGCCCCUCUCAUAUGUCCUCCUACCCUUAAAGAGGAAUUUGAUACUCGCAAGAAACCCUCGUUUGUCAACAGUAGAAGUGGAUGGUUUGCUCUUUCACCACUUGGCUGCGUGUCAAAACCAAAAGUGUCGGCUGCCUCUAUCACAUCAACAGCACUGACUAUUAAAAAUCAAGCUACUGCAAAUGGUUAUCACGUUUCUCAAUCGUACUUCUCAGACACUAUUGCCCUACAGAUCUACAAAAUUACGUUUCUCCUAUUGAAGUUUCUCUGUUUACAAGCUGAGUGCGCUUCUAGAAGGUCAGAGGAGGUGGGGUUUGUUGAUCUUGACCAUUUUCCUGAGCUUCCAAUGCCUGAGAUCUUACAUGGCUUACAGGAUCAAGCAAUUGCCAUCAUUACAGAACUAUGUGAAGCUAACAGAAUGAAGGAGAUUCACAUUGAAAUCCAGUCUAUCUGUUGUUUGUUGCUACAAAUAAUGGAGAUGGCCAUGUACUUGGAACUUUGUGUUCUACAGAUAUGUGGCAUAAGACCCGUGCUAGGGCGUGUGGAAGAUUUUUCGAAGGAAGUUAAACUGUUGAUAAAAGCGACGGAGUCGCAUGCUUUCCUGAAACCGUCUCUGAAGUCCUUGAAGCAGAUAAUGUCGGUUGUCUAUCCCGGAUUGGUACAGGCAGACGAAUUUUUGUGAGAUAGUCUUAGAUUCUUAGUGUGCAUAGGUGAAAGCAGUAGAGUACACAAGAAAAUAUGUAAAGAAGGCCAGAGUUGGCAUACCCUUCCUCUUUGGCCUCCCUUGUAACAAAAGAAAAGCUAAUUCACUCUCUGUUAUAGUUUAGAAUACAUAUAUAUCUGUUCUUUCUGUAUCGCUCAAGUAAUUUGCUUUAGAAAUAUUCCACAUGCUUUAAUAGUGACAUUUCUUUCGGCCAUUCGUUUCGAAUUUUAA
Rosa rugosa (rugosa rose) is the source of this 6242-nucleotide messenger RNA. RefSeq lists its product as uncharacterized. Bases 78 to 5990 code for a protein of 1970 amino acids. NCBI's taxonomy places the organism in Eukaryota, Viridiplantae, Streptophyta, Magnoliopsida, Rosales, Rosaceae. Gene Ontology annotation, biological process: protein import into nucleus; RNA export from nucleus. Gene Ontology annotation, cellular component: nuclear pore inner ring. Gene Ontology annotation, molecular function: structural constituent of nuclear pore. The transcript is spliced from 32 exons. The record is from RefSeq and is a predicted model, not a curated record.